GAGCCAUUGUUUGGUGACAGUGAGUGGGGACGUGCGCUUUCAACCGUCGUUUCAAGGAGAGAGAGAAAAGGAAGAAAGUGUGGUGUUUAGCGCCGGUGGUAUCCACAGCCAUGAGGAUCGUUCGCAGAGACAUCGUUCCUAAUGGACCUGGUAGCGUUAAGAUGGUGGCGGUGGAUUCCGAUGAUCUGUGGUUUGCGUAUAACUUGAUUGCUCCCGGAGACUCUGUCAUGGCCGUUACUGUUAGGAAGGUUGUUAGAGAGGCCGCUCAUGGCGGUCGAGAUGCAGAGCGCGUUAAGCUCAAACUGGAAAUUAAAGUCGAAGAGGUUGCUGAUUAUGACAAAGAAGGUUCUAUUCUGCGUGUUCGUGGAAAGAACAUUUUAGAGAAUGAACAUGUCAAGAUAGGAGCUUUCCAUACUCUAGAACUUGAACUGCAGCGACCGUUUGUGGUCAGAAAGGAUGUUUGGGAUUCUUUGGCUUUGGAGGUGCUACAGCAGGCCUCUGAUCCUGGUGCAAGUGCUGAUCUAGCAGUGGUGUUGAUGCAGGAAGGAUUAGCUCAUAUCCUCCUUGUUGGUAGAAGUAUGACUGUUACUCGAUCGCGGAUAGAAACAUCUAUUCCUCGCAAGCAUGGGCCUGCAAUUGCUGGUUAUGAGAAAGCUUUGGAUAAGUUCUUCGAGAAUGUUAUGCAGGCUUUCUUGAAACAUAUCGAUUUCAACGUGGUUCGUUGUGCUGUAAUUGCAAGUCCAGGAUUUACAAAGGAUCAGUUUCAUCGUCACUUAUUUUUGGAGGCAGAACGAAGACAGUUGCGAGCUAUUAUUGAAAACAAAUCACGCAUCAUUCUUGUGCAUACAACUUCAGGAUACAAGCAUAGUUUAAGGGAGGUUUUGGAUGCUCCAAAUGUCAUGAAUUUGAUAAAAGAUACUAAAGCAGCACAAGAGGUUCGAGUUAUGAAGGAUUUCUUCAAAAUGCUUUCAAAUGAUCCAUCACGCGCAUGUUAUGGAAUGAAACAUGUUGAGGUUGCCAAUGAACGCCUAGCUGUACAAACUCUUCUCAUCACAGAUGAUCUUUUCAGGAAUUCAGAUAUAUCAACAAGACAAAAGUUUGUUAACUUGGUCAACUCUGUUAAGGAUUCAGGAGGAUCUGUCCAUGUAUUUUCAUCCAUGCAUGUCUCUGGAGAGCAACUAGCCCAGAUAAGUGGCAUUGCUGCAAUUCUUCGGUUUCCUCUCCCAGAUCUUGAAGACAUUGAGAUGUGAUGGAUAAUGUUGGUCAAGCAUGUUAGUGUUGGCCAUGGGCUUUUGCACGAGAAUGGGCAAAUUUGCCUCUUAUAUUACCAAAAUAGGCAAAGUCAAAUAAAUUUACGUAAAUGGGGAAGUCGUGGGGGGCUCAAACGACUUCAAAUGAAGAAGUCGUGCCCCCCUGCACGACUUCACACUGUUCAUAGCAACAGUGUUGAAGUCGUGCACCCCAAAAACGACUUCAAGACUUUGUAAUCGAUUACAAUGUAAUGGUAAUCGAUUACAGAGUGUUGAAAUCAUGACCACCCUGCACGACUUCAAAUUUGUAUGCCACCAAAAGCACUGGUAAUCGAUUACAAAACAUGUGUAAUCGAUUACCAGGUUGCUUUGGUGCAAGGCAGAAGCGGACGCUCGUCCAGGCAGAAGCGGACGCUCGUCCAGGCAGAAGCGGACGCUCGUCCAGGCAGAAGCGACGCUCGUCCAGGCAGAAGAGGACGCUCGUCCAGCCAGGCAGAGAGAACGCUCGUCCCGAAAGCUAAGAGGACGUUCGUCCAUCUAGCUAAGAGGACGCUCGUCGAGAUGCGCUCAGUGGACGCUCGGUAGGAGAAGUGGACGCUCGUCCAUUUUCAGUGAACGCUCGUCCACAUACAGAUCGUCCGCCCGGCGCGAUUUUUCCAGAAAGUUUCACGCAAGAGUGCUUCUUCCAACAUAACCCACCUGGUAAUCGAUUACCAAAAUGGUGUAAUCGAUUACCAGUACGUUUUCUGCCUUCACAAUUCCAGUCUUGCAGGGUCAGGAUUUCAACAUUGUGUAAUCGAUUACCAAAAAAUGGUAAUCGAUUACAGGACCCAGAAGUCGUUUUUGGGGUGCACGACUUCAACACUGUUGCUAUGAACAGUGUGAAGUCGUGCAGGGGGGGCACGACUUCUUCUUUUGAAGUCGUUAUUACCCCCCACGACUUCACUUUUGGUCAAUUUUUGCCUAGAUCCGUAAUAAAUUCCUCAUUUUUGCCUAGUAUGGUGCAAAAGCCGUUGGCCAUGGCUCCUCUCUGUUUUAUUGUACUGGACUGGUGUUCCAUCAUUCCCUGGUGUUUUAUUAUACUGGACUGCGGAUUUCUGGAUAAUUGAACGAGGAAUUUGUACUAUAAACCACAAUGCCAAUUAAUAGUUGCAAGUCAUUUAUCACCCAGUGUUCCAUAUUUUUGGGUGAAUUCCUUUGCUCAUUGGUCUUUGUAUUGAAAAUUGAUACUUUUCAAUUUCCCAUCAUGUAUAUGAAUCUGUUGAGUAAUUAUGAUUGUAAACAGUCCUGUAAUCCCUAGCUAAAGGGGAUAAUUGUUGAUGUUCAAAUGCUAAAAGCUAUGGAGUGAGCAAAUUGGUUUAGGAGAA
Messenger RNA from Vigna angularis (adzuki bean), 2617 nucleotides. RefSeq names its product protein PELOTA 1-like. The record is from RefSeq and is a predicted model, not a curated record. Gene Ontology annotation, biological process: nonfunctional rRNA decay; nuclear-transcribed mRNA catabolic process, no-go decay; RNA surveillance. Gene Ontology annotation, cellular component: cytoplasm. Lineage: Eukaryota; Viridiplantae; Streptophyta; Magnoliopsida; Fabales; Fabaceae. Bases 111 to 1250 code for a protein of 379 amino acids. The transcript has 16 exons.